This is a messenger RNA of Scedosporium apiospermum, 798 nucleotides long. RefSeq lists its product as uncharacterized. The coding region runs from base 1 to 798 and encodes 265 amino acids. Lineage: Eukaryota; Fungi; Ascomycota; Sordariomycetes; Microascales; Microascaceae. The transcript has 2 exons. The record is from RefSeq and is a predicted model, not a curated record.
AUGGCCACUACUGGGCUUCCUCCACAGUAUCGGUCGGCCACUCCCGUAGAGAGCGGCCUCGAGGUCGUGCCCGAACCAUCUCACCUGCCCGAAGUGACAUCUUACUACGGCAAGCCUUCACCGAGUGAGAAAGGGGGAGUAGCGGCGGCAGCAGCCCCAGUGGAAAAGCGAAAGUUUUGCGGCUUGAGGACGUCGACUUUUAUCCUCCUUGUAUUGUUAACUCUCGUUAUCGUUAUUGCCGCAAUAGCAGGCGGGGUCGGCGGAUCGAUUGCGGUGGACAAGGCAUACGAACGUGGUCGCGCUGAUGUGACGGCCGAGAGGACAACUUCUUCUCCGGACAACUCUUCCCCUACUAAUUCCGACAACGACGAUGAUGACCCAAGCUCAGGGGCCACGCCGGCGACAGGAGGAAACAUCGCGCUUCCAGCAACCAUCGGGCUCGUCCCCGUCGAUUGUCCCAACCUCGACUCCACCACGCACAAAGUAACGCCUACUUCCAAGACGUUCACUUUCGAGGCUACGUGCGGCGCGGACUCCGCCCCCGGCGAGGGCGAUCGAAACAUCGUUACGAUUCUGGCCUAUCGGUUCACUGACUGUCUCAGGGCUUGUGCGUCGUUUAACGAGAGAGGGAACGUCCCCAACACAACGUGCGGCGCCGUGCACUUCCAUUCGGAUUUGAAAUGGAUUAAUGAAAGGGGCGGGAACUGCUGGCUCAAGAAGUCGGUAACCACUCUGGUCGUGGACACGAGGGCCGAAAAUAAGAACUUGCACGUCUUUGCUGUACUACAGGAUUCGUGA